AUGGGUGCUCGCCAACGAGCGCAAGCCCGAAGGAAAGGUGAUGGGGGGCAGCAGAAUCACUCACCCUCGCCAUGGAGACACAGCCAGUCGAGUUCCUCUAACAAAGUGCCCAAUGCCCAACGCCGCGGUCUUCUGCAGGACUGGCAAGACUUCUCAGACUCAAGUUCUCCCUAUCCUCGCAACACUGUGUUGAGCAUGACUCAGACGGCUAGGAACACUGAGCGUCAUGCUAUGUCAUGGGGAUCUACACGACUCAGGGAACAGAGAAUCACUUUUAUCAGUGCGGGAGAUCUAAAGCAAGAAGACAUAGUUGCAGUCGCAAAAGAGAACAAUCAAUCCCAGAAAGAAGCAACAUCGUCUGAACAGCCACCGGACAAGCAAGCGGAAGUUGAGAAGGCUCAGCCACGUGUAUCAGAGAGCGAGCAGUCACCUAUUCAUAAUAAUCCUUUAGUCGAAUUAGCCGGACAAAAGCCUCCUGCAAAAAGAGACUCACUUUCAUCGCAAUCCUCUGAAGAGAUCCUUUUUACCGGGCGACAGAACCCUGCACCGAAGCCUCCCGCUGAAGCGUUCCUUCCCAGCUCAGAGCCUACGAUUCCUCGCGAACCUAGAUCUGUGAAAAAGAAGCCUCCAACUCAAAGCUCUCUCCCCACCGCUGGUAUCACCACUCGCGAGUCCAGCUCGUCCGGUUUGGACAAAUUCAGCAAUGUCUUGCCUCCACGUCGAAACAAAAAUUUCGACCGCCACGGUCGUCCUCGAGGUCGACCCGAGAGCCUUCGGAGAAGAGAAGAGGAAGAAGCCAUCAUUAAUGAUUACAUUGCCAAUCUAGCAGUUGACGACGACGACAGUGACGAGGACAAAAUCCCUGAAGAUAACCACACGGUCAAGACUGGGAGAAGAACUGAACAUUUUCGAUUCUUUGAUGGCGCUACUGAGCAAAAGGUCCAUUUGCGACCCAACCAAACCAAGACCCCUGCCAAAGGAUCUAACAACGUCGACCAAGCCAUCGAUUGGAACUCUACCGAUCUGCAAGAUUUUGAUGACUUCAGUACCACCGACGAGGAGGUUGUUGAAAUCAGCCAUGUUCUACGAUAUCGCACACGUCCGAGCGGUCCGCAGUACCUCGUGAGCCCACUUGGCAAAGGCACUGGUGAUCCUCGCUGGGUCCCACACGGAAAGCUGAACUCGGCCUCUGCUGUCAAGGAGAUCCGUAUCUUUGAGGAAAUACGGGCCAUGAAAGUCCAAGAGACUACAGGAGACUCGACGAACUCGGAAUCCUCAGACGCUGACGAACUGUUGGAUGACCUUGAUGAUGAAAUAGAAUCCGAAAAUGAGGAAAACGACCGCUUCUUAGAUCGUACCGCGCGGAUGACGGACGAGCAGAUCGCGCGAGCAUUGGCAAAGCAAGAAGAGUUGGGUAUGGGUGGCGACGAGCUGCUCUUGUUCGACGGCCAAAUUGAUGAAGAUGACGAGAUUGAUGACGACGACGACGAGUUUGCAGCCGGCGAUGGGUUCAUCCCUUUUUCCUCGAAGAAGCACAUUUCCAGCCGUACCAAGUCAAAGAAAAACAGACGCGAGCGUGACAGUUUCCCCUCUGCAACUGCUUUCGCCGAUGCCCUUGAUCAGGAUCCAUACGGGGCCUUUGACAUUAUGGAUUUUGACCGACCCAGUCUCCGACCUAAGAAAAAGGGACGCAAGUCGGACUUGCCUUUCGACCUCGGUGUCGAGGAUGAGGAACUCGCUGAACGUCUUCGCAACACCUGGAACAAGGACCGGGAAAAGAAGGCGGCCCGCAAGCGCGAGAAGCUUCAGGAGCGCGAGGCUGCUCUUCUAGAAGCAUCUGAACGCAGUCAUCCUGUCGCCAUCAAAGCAGAAAUCCGACAAUUUUUGGUUGAGGAAGUCACGACGCUGAAGCUGGCGCCUAUGGAUGCUGCAACUCGGGCUUCAGUCCAUCGGCUUGCCAAGUCGCUCAAGUUGCAGUCAAAAUCCGAGGGCAAGGAUGGCCAUGGCAUAGGGCGCUACCCUAUCUUGACCAAGGGGCCGCAUACUCCCCGAUACACGAUUGAUACGGUUUGGGAGAUCGACGCUUUGAUGAGCCUCGGAAAGUUCUUCCCAAGGACAAGAAUCAGUGCCUACGAAAAGCGCGGUACACCAAGAUCUAGCACGGCGAAACCCAGGAGAGGGGGUGGUGGAGCCGCGUCUGGUGCCACGUACAUGAACGGUGACAUUGUAGGAGCGUCUGCCCCAGAGAUAGGUGCGGACAAUAAAGGUCGGGCGAUGCUGGAAAAAAUGGGCUGGGUAGAAGGCGUGGGACUAGGCGCCAUCGGAAACAAGGGCAGUCUCGAAGCCAUCAAGCACGUCGUAAAGACCACAAGGGCUGGACUAGGCUAG
This is a messenger RNA of Cladophialophora bantiana CBS 173.52, 2388 nucleotides long. RefSeq lists its product as uncharacterized. Bases 1 to 2388 code for a protein of 795 amino acids. The record is from RefSeq and is a predicted model, not a curated record. Lineage: Eukaryota; Fungi; Ascomycota; Eurotiomycetes; Chaetothyriales; Herpotrichiellaceae. The transcript is spliced from 2 exons. Gene Ontology annotation, molecular function: nucleic acid binding.